Molecule: messenger RNA, 1068 nt
Organism: Calliphora vicina (urban bluebottle blowfly)
Lineage: Eukaryota; Metazoa; Arthropoda; Insecta; Diptera; Calliphoridae
Gene: asrij
Product: asrij
Exons: 4
Coding region: 95-880 (261 amino acids)
Cellular component (GO): endosome
Source: RefSeq, a predicted model, not a curated record
CAGAAAUAUUUUCCUACGCCGGUUAUUGUUUUUUUUUUUUACCAAUUUAAAAGAAUUGUAUAAGUUGUUCAUAAAUAUCAAAUAACAAAGGAAUAUGAAUCCAAACGAUCCCCAACAGCAACCACAACACCCUUUGGCCAAUUACCAAUUUUCCUCUGAAGAAUUGAGAGUAUUUCGGGAAUGUAAUUCAGAGUCAUUUUUUCAACGUUCAUUGCCGUUGGGUACAACAUUUGGUCUGGCAGCCUACUUAGGUGUUAAACAAGGAUUAAUACCGGCUAAUAUUAAAUAUGGGUCAGUGCCCAAAGUAAUACUUGGUGUUAUCAUGGGUUAUUUUGUGGGUAAAUUCAGUUACCAGCAAAAGUGUGCCGAGAAAAUUAUGGCUUUACCCGAUUCCCGUUUGGGAGAAAUUUUAAGACAGCGCAAAAAUCAAGGCGGUUUAGCGGGUUAUAAACCUGAUCAGAGCUUAACCAUGGGCAUGGGUUUGGGUGCUUUUGCCCCCAAUCCCAAUGACGUCUACACAGAUGGAGACCUGCGUCCCACUAACAAAGGAAAUGCCCUUAAUUUGGAUAUGGAAUCGAGGCCCUCCUUUUCCGGCCUGGACGAUAUCUACCGGCCCAAUUUAGAUAGUCCCUCUACAACACUAGUUGAUGCUGAUAUACCUUUGGAACCGGUUAAGCCCGGCACCAGCUACGAAGAAUUGCGUAAACGUAAUCGUGAAGAAUACUUAAAGAAACAACAAAAUCCAUUUUCCAAACCUUUGCCUCCUGAUGCCCCUGUGGUCAUGAGGCAGUCAGAAAGACCUUCUGCAUCCAGUAGUGGAAAUGAUACUGCUGCUAAGAAUUUGCAAACAAAUAAAUACGGCGACGCUUGGGUGGAAUAAAUUUUAAGCAAUACUUAAACUCAAAAGUACUUUUCCCUAAUCAAAUAAUUCGUGAUUUGUUUUUAAUUUUUUCAUAUUUUAUUUUUUAUUUUUGCUAAAAAUGUAUUUCAGUUUUGUUAUUUAUUACAAAUUAAUAAAAAAAAAAGUUAUUUCAUGUUGGAAAACGGAAGCUUAGCUUCUUAAAUUAA